AUGGCAGCUAUUUUGCCUGCUGAUCUCCCCCCCAACCCUCUCUCUCUUUUGCAGAGCCUGGAUUUCUGGAGGCUGCUCUAUGCUCUUCUGAAACAAAUCCACGGAGACAAGUGGACAGAGUCUGAUGCCAUAGAUAACCAAAUUAGGUUUGUAAAAUCAGCGUUGUGGUACCAUGGCUAUGACAGGCCAGAACUCUAUCGGCUCCCCUCUGACGGCUCAGCGGGUAGUCGGGAGCUGCUGCUGGCGUUUUCCUGGCUGCUGCACAGACUCAGCCUCUUGGAGCAGCUUUUGGCUCGGAACAGAGUAAAGACUGGGGACGAGACCUCUGUGUGCACGUGUGAAGAUGAUCUGCCUAACAGCCAGAAAGGUACAACUGAAAUAGCACCUGAAUAUGGGCUAGAAGACAGAGUAGAUGUUCGAUACCUUCAGUGGUUAAAUGGGAGACUCAGGUUCCAGUGGCGGAGUUUGCAUGCUCAGCACCAAGAACAAUGCAAACUUUUGCACAAGAUCCAUAUAUUCACUAGUGGCUCCCAUAUGGACCAGAUCCUGGGACAUUUUUCUGUCACAGAAACAGAUCUUGUUAGACAACCGGAGAACUACAAGCAGGUAAUGCUUAUCCUGUAAUUCUUGGAUGCUUAGUAUGCUUUACACAAACAUUGUUCAGCAGAAGACUGCAUUUCUUGUAACAUGCUUUUAACUUGGUUUCCACAGAAAUAAGGGCUCGUAUAUUG
Cariama cristata (Red-legged seriema) is the source of this 731-nucleotide messenger RNA. RefSeq lists its product as uncharacterized. Lineage: Eukaryota; Metazoa; Chordata; Aves; Cariamiformes; Cariamidae. The transcript has 4 exons. The coding region runs from base 1 to 624 and encodes 207 amino acids. The record is from RefSeq and is a predicted model, not a curated record.